Acanthochromis polyacanthus (spiny chromis) is the source of this 2689-nucleotide messenger RNA. RefSeq names its product cyclic nucleotide-gated cation channel beta-3-like. Gene Ontology annotation, cellular component: photoreceptor outer segment; plasma membrane; intracellular cyclic nucleotide activated cation channel complex. NCBI's taxonomy places the organism in Eukaryota, Metazoa, Chordata, Actinopteri, Pomacentridae. The record is from RefSeq and is a predicted model, not a curated record. The coding region runs from base 139 to 2349 and encodes 736 amino acids. Gene Ontology annotation, molecular function: cGMP binding; intracellularly cAMP-activated cation channel activity; protein-containing complex binding. Gene Ontology annotation, biological process: monoatomic cation transmembrane transport. The transcript has 17 exons.
AAAACAGGUGCAGAAGAGAAGCCACAGGCAGAGUGAACAGGAGGGUUAAGCCAAGAGUGGGAUCUUUAGGCACCUUAUGCACAUUCCCCUCAUACAGGUAGCAGAAAAUACAGCGGAUGCACCUUUAGGCUUCUAGACAUGCUUGGGAAGUUGAAGGGCCUCCUCAGUGGCCCACAGGUGCCAGCAGACUCUGGGACCAGGAGGGUGGACCCAGCUCCAGCUCCAGCCAAAGAGGAGAAGCCAGCCGAUAAGGAAGAUGAAGCCAAGAAAGUGGACAAACCGCAGGAUCCAGCUCCUGCUCCCACCUCUGCCCCUGCCCCUGCCCCUGCCCCUGCCCCUGCCCCUGCCCCUGCCCCUGCCCCAGCUCCUGCCCUUACAGCAGCACCAGCUAACCCUGACCAACCUGGAGCUGAGGGACAGGAGGCGGCUCCUCCUCCACCUCUGCCCAUAGUCAUCAACAGGUACUCAGACGACCAACUCAGAGCCAUAGUCAAACUGAUGAGAGAGAGAAACGUGAUCUACAAGAAGAAACUGGCUGAUCAGUACAUUUCAUCCCCUGAGAUAUCUCCUCCUGUCACACCAAUACUACACGAAGACGACUACACGAAACUCAUCGAGGAAAGGGAACGGCAAGCAGAGGAGGAUCGGAUAAAGAAGGAGGAAGCCGAUAAGAAGAAGAAAGAGGAGCAGGAGAAGAAGAAGACGGAGGAUGAGCAGAAGGAGAAGGAGGAGGAGGAGAAAAAGAAAGCAGAGGAAGAGAAGAAGAAGGAGAAGGUGAGCAUUAAGACCAGGUUAAGUGUAGCUGCCUGGACAACCGUGGACAUGAUGCUGAAGCCCAUUGAGGACAAGAUGGACUCCGUGGUGGGGACCACUAUAGACCCUUUCACAGAUCAGCGCUACAUUGCGUGGCUCAGCCUGGUGACUCUGGCCUUCAUCUACAACAUAUGGUUCAUGACGGCCCGUCUGUGUUUCCCUUACCACACUGAAAGCGCCAUCCCUUACUGGUUCGCCGUGGACCUGCUGGCCGACCUCAUCUACCUCACAGACAACAUCAUCUUCCAGCCGCGCAAACAGUUCGUCAAAAGAGGAGACAUCAUAAAAGACAGAGUGCUGACAAAGAAACACUACAGAGACUCUGACAGAUUCAUGUUUGAUGCCAUUUCCACCAUUCCUUUUGACUUGUUGUACAUGCAGUUUGGAUUUAAAUCCAUUUUCAGGUUCAACCGUCUUCUCAAGGCAGACACGUUUUUUGAGUUCAGUGACCGUCUAGAGAGCAUCAUGGCCAAAGCUUACAUCUGGAGAGUGAUUCGCACCAUCGGUUACCUCCUCUUCAUGCUCCACAUCAACGCCUGCUUCUACUACGUGGCCUCAGACUAUCAGGGCAUCGGUGAAACAAAAUGGGUUUACUCCGGCCUGGGCAACGCUUACAUCAGCUGCUUUUUCUAUGCGGAGAAGUCCCUGCUGAUGAUCGGUGAGUUGCCAGUUCCUGACUCCAUGUUCGGACAGAUCUUUCAGAUGAUCAACUACCUUUUUGGGGCUUUCUUUAUGUCCGUCAUUCUCGGCCAGAUGAGGGAUGUAAUCGGUGCAGCUACAGCUGGACAGACCUACUUUCGUGCCUCCAUGGACAACACCGUCGCCUACAUGGUGACCAACCGGAUCCCCUCUUUGGUGCAGAACAGAAUCCGCACCUGGUACACCUACACCUGGGAGGCUCAGGGCAUGCUGGAUGAGUCGGAGCUGCUGGAUAAGAUGCCUCUAGUGAUGAAAACUGCCAUCGCUGUGGACAUCAACCUCACAACCUUCCAGAAGAUUGAUCUUUUCAAGGGCUGUGACCAGCAGAUGUUAGUCGACAUGUUGCUGAGGCUCAAGUCAAUCAUCUACCUACCCGGAGACUUUGUUGUGAAAAAAGGUGACAUCGGUAAAGAGAUGUACAUCAUUAAAAGUGGAGCGGUGCAGGUGGUGGGAGGACCUGACAACAGUAUAGUGUUUGUCACACUAAAGGCUGGAUGUGUGUUUGGAGAAAUCAGUCUCUUGCAGUCUUCCAAAGACGGAGGCAACAGGCGGACAGCUAAUGUCAAAGCGUACGGCUUCGCUAACCUCUUUGUCCUGGAGAAGAAAGACCUUUUUGACAUUCUGGUCCAUUAUCCAGAGUCCCAGAAAGUUCUGGCCAGGAAGGGCAGAAAACUAAUGAAGGCCAAGGGCCCAGCAGCAGCUAAAGCUGAAGAGGAGAAGAAGAACGGCCUGGCGCUGUUUGGACCCAAACCGCCGACACUCAAACUGCUGCGAGCCAGCGGAGGAAGCAUCAACAAAAACCUCAUUGACAAAAUGAAGAGUUCUGGUGGUCAGUGAGGACUAUAAUGAGCCUGCUUUGAUUUUUCUUUAUAACUCCUUUUUGGGAAUAAAUGUACAGUUUUAUUUUCAGCCUCUUGCUGCUCUUUUGUACAGAGUUUGUUUUCUGUAAUGUUAAGAUUUUCUCUGAGAUGGCCUCAUUCAAACAUUUACUAGAAGCCCGACAGCAGCACGGUUCACUUAAAGCAAGACUGCGAGCUUUAAGAACAUUAAUUGUAAUCACAAGGAAAUGUACUAAAUGUCAAACAACACUGGCUGCAACAAACAUUGAGAAAUGCAAUUAGUACAAUAUUAGGAUCCAGAGACUGUCUACUGCCCCAAGUGGAUACUGCAGGUUAUA